Molecule: messenger RNA, 1074 nt
Organism: Spodoptera littoralis (African cotton leafworm)
Lineage: Eukaryota; Metazoa; Arthropoda; Insecta; Lepidoptera; Noctuidae
Source: the annotation of a GenBank genome assembly
AUGAAUAUUUAUUCACAAACAUGUUUAUGUUUCUUAAUCUUAGUAUCGUCUGUUUUUUGUGAAAAUAAAUAUUCACGAUCAGCAAAUGAAAAGAAAAAAUCUGAUGUAGAAUUCAGAAGUUUGGAUAAACCAUAUAGAAUGAAUAAACUUAAUUUAUUGUGGACAAAAGCUCGACAGCGCCUCACAGAGCCUAAACUGAAAUCAUUAUACAGUGAUUUGAUGGUCCAAGACAAAGAAGAACUAAUAUAUAAGAGAGUAAAAAGUGAAGGAGGUGAUAAGGAAGGGUUGAAAGAGGCAGAACUAAGGCGUAAAUUAACUAAUAUCAUGUCAAGUUAUGGACUUCUGCAUCACUUUGAACCUAAUGCGCCUAAGGAGAAAGACCAUCCUGCUUACAACUCUGCUAUGGAUGACUACAUCAAUAAGAGUAUCUUCAAAGAUAAAAAACUUAAUUAUCUCUGGACAAAGGCAGAGGCUUCAGGAUUCACUAUGGAAGAGUUGUUGGCUUUACGAGAAGAGUUAACACAUCACCAAGAGAAAAUUGAUCAGUAUUAUGACUUGUUGUCCGAUGACUCGCCCAAAGAUGAUGCAUUUAAAAAUAUUAUCAAUGAAGAUGAAUUAGAUAAAUUCAAUGAAAUCAGUGAACACACAAACGAAAACACAAAGGAUUACAUUGAUAAAGCUAAUCUAAUCAGAGAAAAGCAUAGAGAUUUGAGAGAUGGCUAUGACAGGCUACAGAGGGUGGUUGCUAAAGCUCCAAACAAUAAAGACUUCAUAGAACCUAAAGUGCAAGGUCUCUGGAAAAUGGCUGUUGCAGCCAACUUUACUACUGAAGAACUGGCUUCAUUGAAGGUGGAACUGCAGCACUACGAGUCGCGAUUGUUAAAGCUACGUCACUUACAAGCAAAUAAUAUAAGCAAUCGCGAGGAACAUAAGGACCAGAAGAUUGCUGGCGCCGGGGACAAAAUGAACCACUUUGAAGAACAAGAGCAGAUGAUCAAGAAACAUUCCUUGAAAGUUGCCAAGCUACAUGCUGACCUCGAGAGCAAAAUAUUGGAACGUCAUACUGAGCUGUAA